CAGAUUGAAACUCAGGUUCCCCGACCUCCAUUUAUGAUCCAGAGGGGUUCCGCAAUAACGCAGUGAGUGAUACCAGGUUGCAUAAUGGGGAGGGACGAAGACCAACGUUGCAUGUGCUCUCCCUUCACUUAAGCCUCCUAACAAGCCUUUCGGAAUGCAUAAUUACGAUGUCGGUUUGGCCUAUGAAGCAACGGAGUGAAGAAGGAUGGAUCUUCAGUUAAGGAAGUCAAAACUUUCCACCGGACACCUGCUUUAAGAUCUUUGAGGAAGAAUGCACAGACUUCUUCGGAUUCUAGUUUUGAUAAGAAUAUGGAAAUAACAGAGAAACAUACGAAUGGCAGGCAUUUUACAAGGCAGUUGGCUAGACAACAGGCUGACAAAAAAAGAGAAGAGUGCAAAGAAGACAAAAUGAUUCCAAUUACUCGGUCAUUGAGGACUAGAAACAUUGUUCAAACUGCAAAGCACUUGCACGAAAAUGGUGAUGUUGAAGUUCGACGCAGUUGUAGGAUUAGAAGUCGGUAUAGUGCUGUUAACCAGUCCAUGUUAUUUGACAAACUUAUAACAAACACUGCUGAAGCUGUACUGCAAAAAAUGGAUGACAUGAAGAAGAUGCGCAGACAACGAAUGAGAGAACUUGAAGACUUGGGAGUGUUUAAUGAAACGGAAGAAGGCAAUCUUAAUAUGUACACAAGAGGAAAACAAAAAGAUGUUCAAAGAACUGAUGAAGAAACAACUGAUAAUCAAGAAGGCAGUGUGGAAUCAUCUGAAGAGGGUGAAGACCAAGAAGAUGAAGAUGAUGGAGAAGAUGAUGAUGACGAUGAUGAAGAAGAAGAUGAUGAUGAAGAAGAUGAAGAAGACGGAGAAGAUAACCAAAAACGAUACUACCUUAGACAGCGAAAAGCUACUGUUUACUACCAGGCUCCGUUGGAGAAACCUCGUCACCAGAGAAAACCCAACAUAUUUUAUAGUGGCCCAGCUUCUCCUGCAAGACCAAGAUACCGAUUAUCUUCUGCAGGACCAAGAAGUCCUUAUUGUAAACGAAUGAACAGGCGAAGGCAUGCAAUCCAUAGCAGCGACUCCACUUCCUCUUCCUCUUCUGAAGACGAACAGCACUUUGAGAGACGAAGGAAAAGGAGCCGUAAUAGGGCUAUCAACAGAUGCCUUCCGCUAAAUUUUCGGAAAGAUGAAUUAAAAGGCAUCUAUAAAGAUCGAAUGAAAAUCGGAGCAAGCCUUGCUGAUGUUGAUCCAAUGCAAGUAGAUUCUUCAGUACGAUUUGAUAGUGUUGGUGGUCUGUCCAAUCAUAUUGCAGCUCUAAAAGAGAUGGUGGUAUUUCCAUUACUUUAUCCAGAAGUCUUUGAAAAAUUCAAAAUUCAACCCCCCAGAGGUUGUUUGUUUUAUGGCCCACCUGGAACUGGGAAAACUCUGGUCGCUAGAGCACUUGCCAAUGAGUGCACUCAAGGGGAUAAAAGAGUGGCGUUUUUCAUGAGGAAAGGCGCUGACUGUCUGAGUAAAUGGGUAGGGGAAUCUGAAAGACAGCUGCGAUUGCUGUUUGACCAGGCAUAUCAGAUGCGCCCAUCAAUUAUUUUCUUUGACGAAAUCGAUGGCUUAGCUCCAGUACGGUCAAGCAGACAAGAUCAAAUUCACAGUUCUAUUGUUUCCACCCUGCUAGCUCUCAUGGAUGGACUGGAUAGCAGAGGAGAAAUUGUGGUCAUUGGUGCUACCAACAGGCUGGAUUCUAUAGACCCUGCUCUACGAAGGCCUGGUCGCUUUGACAGAGAAUUCCUUUUUAGCCUACCUGAUAAGGAUGCUCGAAAAGAGAUUCUAAAGAUCCAUACAAGGGAUUGGAAUCCCAGACCACUGGACAUUUUUCUAGAAGAGCUGGCAGAAAACUGUGUUGGAUACUGUGGUGCAGAUAUUAAGUCGAUAUGUGCGGAAGCGGCUUUGUGUGCUCUGCGUCGUCGCUACCCACAGAUCUACACCACUAGUGAGAAGCUGCAGUUGGAUCUCUCUUCAGUUACUAUCUCAGCCAAGGAUUUUGAAGUUGCUAUGCAAAAGAUGAUACCGGCCUCCCAGCGAGCUGUGUCAUCACCUGGGCAGGCGCUGUCCGUCAUUGUGAAGCCGCUUCUGCAAAGCACCGUUCACAAGAUCUUACAAGCCCUGCAGAGGGUGUUUCCACAUGCGGAAAUCAAAACAAAUAAGGCACUAGACUCAGAUAUUUCUUGUCCUCUCCUGGAAAGUGAGUUGGCAUACAGUGAUGAUGAUGUUCCGUCAGUGUAUGAAAGUGGGCUUUCGCAGAAAUCCUUUAAUAAAGCAAAAGAAAAUUCUAAUUUUCUUCAUUUGAAUAGAAAUGCUUGUUACCAACCUAUGUCUUUUCGACCAAGAAUAUUAAUAGUGGGAGAACCAGGAUUUGGACAGGGUUCUCAUUUGGCGCCAGCUGUCAUACAUGCUUUGGAAAAAUUCACCGUAUACACAUUAGACAUUCCUGUUCUUUUUGCGGUCAGUGCUGCAUCUCCUGAAGAAACAUGUGCCCAGGUGAUUCGUGAAGCUAAGAGAACAGCUCCAAGCAUAGUGUAUGUCCCACAUAUCCACUUGUGGUGGGAAAUAGUUGGGCCCACACUCAAAGCCACAUUUACCACAUUAUUACAGAAUAUUCCUUCUUUUGCUCCAGUUCUACUUCUUGCAACUUCUGACAAACCCCAUUCUGCUCUGCCAGAAGAGGUGCAAGAAUUGUUUAUCCAUGAUUAUGGAGAGAUUUUUAAUGUCCAAUUACCGGGUAAAGAAGAACGGACAAAAUUUUUUGAAGAUUUAAUUUUAAAACAAGCUGCUAAGCCUCCUAUAUCGAAAAAGAAAGCAGUUUUGCAGGCCUUAGAAGUACUCCCAGUAGCACCACCACCUGAGCCAAGACCAUUGACAGCAGAAGAAGUAAAGCGACUAGAGGAACAGGAAGAAGAUACCUUUAGAGAACUGAGGAUUUUCUUAAGAAAUGUUACACAUAGGCUUGCUAUUGACAAGCGAUUCCGAGUGUUUACAAAGCCUGUUGACCCUGAUGAGGUUCCAGAUUAUGUCACUGUAAUCAAGCAACCGAUGGACCUUUCAUCUGUAAUCAGUAAAAUUGACCUACACAAAUAUCUGACUGUGAAAGACUAUUUGAGGGAUAUUGAUCUCAUCUGUAGUAAUGCUUUGGAAUAUAAUCCAGAUAGAGAUCCUGGAGAUCGCCUUAUUAGGCAUAGAGCCUGUGCUUUAAGAGAUACUGCCUAUGCAAUAAUUAAAGAAGAGCUUGAUGAAGACUUUGAGCAGCUUUGUGAAGAAAUUCAGGAAUCUAGGAAGAAAAGAGGUUGUAGCUCCUCCAAAUACGCCCCAUCUUACUACCAUGUGAUGCCAAAGCAAAACUCCGCCGUUGCUGGCGAUAAAAGGUCAGAUCCAGAGCAGAACGAAAAGCUCAAGGUACCCAGCACUCCCAUAGCUUGCAGCACUCCUGCUCAGUUGAAGAGAAAAAUGCGUAAGAAGUCAAAGUGGUAUGUAGGCACCAUCACAAAGCGAAGGAGGAUUUCACAGGCAAAGGAUGACAACCAGAAUGGCCCGGAUUAUAAACUCGAGAGUGACACAGAGGAGACGCAGGACACGAGUGUAGACCAUAAUGAAACUGGAAACACAGGAGAAUCUUCAGUGGAAGAAAGUGAGAAGCAGCAAAAUGCCUCUGAAAACAAAGUCCAAUUGAGGAGCAGUAAUUCAAGGACUUGUAAUACUGAGAAUGAAUUUGGAGAGUCUGAGAACAAUACAGCAUGCACAGAACAGAGUAACAGUAAUAUUGCCUGUAAUGGAGAUAUUUCUAGUUCUCAGAAAACAGAUAUUUCUGAUGAAAAUGAAGCAAAGGAAAUGUGUGUCCUACGAAUGACUCGAGCUCGACGUUCCCAAGUAGGACAGCAGCAACUCGUGAGUGUUGAGAAAGCUCUGGCCGUUCUCGCUCAGCCUACACCCUCGCUCGUUGUGGACCAGGAGCGAUUAAAAACUCUCUUGAAGACUGUUGUUAAAAAAAGUCAAGAAUACAAUAUAUUUCAACUGGAAAAUUUGUAUGCAGUAAUCAGCCAGUGCAUUUACCAGCAUCGCAGGGACUAUGAUAAAACAGCACUUAUUCAGAAAAUGGAGCAAGAGGUAGAAAACUUCAGUUGUUCCAGAUCGUGAUGUCAUGGCAUCAGUAUUCUUUAUAUUCAGUUCCUAUUUAAUUCACUUUGUCAUACCUGCAUAACUGAUGAGAAUAAAACCCUGAAUCUUUAAGGAAAAGAUAAAUAGUAAAGCAAAAGUAUUUAAACUUUCCUGGUAUUUAUGUACAUGUGAAAGAAAAGUGACAUGUAAAAUAACUGAUAAAUAUUGGAAGUUUCCUUGAGCAAGGCACUGUAGUAAUAGUAAUAGUAGUUGAAGUUUGGCAAUCUCUUAAUAAAGUUAUUUUAAUAACUAAUGUUUCAUGGCAUCUAAGAGUGAUUAGUGACAUUGAAAUUUUCUGUAUUAAUAAGCACUUUUAAUUUGAUCCUUCCUGAAAAUAGUUAAUUGCAUUAGACUAGAAACUUACUUAACCAUUGUGGCUUUGCCAUCUUUUUUAGCUUCUCUUGCCCAUUCACUGAAAAGCCAGAGUUCAAGUCAUGAUUUGCAGGAAGGCUCCCCCCCUCCCCCAAACUGUAUCCAGCUUUAUUAAAGAUUCUUUUCAUAAACAGUCAGGUAUUUCAGCCUGCACGUGGCGAACAGUUGUUAACAGUAUACAACAACUUUUUUGAACUCAUUUCCUCAAUGGACUACCAAAAUCAGAAAACCAUUAUAAAACCCGAUGAAGUCUUCAUUUUGAUGCUCUAAACAGGAAAGUUUAGAAUGAGGGCUGACAUGUCACAUUUAACAUAUUAUUUAACAACUUUCCACGGGCAUCAGCUUUCCUGUUUUUCCCUUUGGGUACCUUCUCUCCCUUCUUUGCAGGAGCCUU
This is a messenger RNA of Tupaia belangeri chinensis (Chinese tree shrew), 4969 nucleotides long. It is a transcript of the gene ATAD2, whose product is annotated as ATPase family AAA domain containing 2. NCBI's taxonomy places the organism in Eukaryota, Metazoa, Chordata, Mammalia, Scandentia, Tupaiidae. Gene Ontology annotation, biological process: transcription initiation-coupled chromatin remodeling; nucleosome assembly; nucleosome disassembly. Gene Ontology annotation, cellular component: nucleus. The transcript is spliced from 28 exons. Bases 310 to 4182 code for a protein of 1290 amino acids. The record is from RefSeq and is a predicted model, not a curated record. Gene Ontology annotation, molecular function: chromatin binding; ATP hydrolysis activity; ATP binding.